Messenger RNA from Gymnodraco acuticeps, 718 nucleotides. Its product is annotated as urokinase plasminogen activator surface receptor-like. Lineage: Eukaryota; Metazoa; Chordata; Actinopteri; Perciformes; Bathydraconidae. The transcript has 3 exons. The coding region runs from base 61 to 495 and encodes 144 amino acids. The record is from RefSeq and is a predicted model, not a curated record.
GAUAAGAGGCUGACCAACUUGUGGCAUUUUUUACCUGCCGAAUCAUCUAAAAACAUCACCAUGAGCAAACUACUGUGGAGCUGUGCAGCAUUAUUCACUCUCUUAGUUACAGUUGAGGCGCUCUCCUGUUACACCUGUAAUUUGAACAUCCUGGGCUCCUGUUUGAUCGAGAAAACUGUAAAUUGCACCAAAGCUCAGGACAGAUGCUUCGUUGCAGUUGCCAAAUUUAGUGCCGACCUGUUGGAUAUCCAUGAGCGUGGCUGCAUAGAACGUUCAAAAUGCAGCAACAGUAGUAGUGGGUCCAUCCUGAACGUGAAAUACACCAUCACGGAGACCUGCUGCAGCAACAACCUGUGCAACGCAGCGGCCGCCCCCCCCGCUGCCCCUCACUGCCGCUCUGGCUGCUGCUCUGGUGGCAGUGUGGAGUCAGUGGGGCCUUUAAAGACCACUGUAGCAGGAAGAAAACAUGUUGGUGCACUAUUCUUGGUGCUUUAAUGAUGUGUCCCGAUGAUAUAUGAUGGAGGGAUAGUAGCUGCAUAUUUCUUCACAUGGCAGGACUGAAUAGGCCUUUUCCUUAAUUUGCAUAUACUUAAAUUGAUUUAAAAUAAUCAGACAUGCAUGAGACCUUUGUAUUGGCUGGAUUGUGUUUGAUUUAUUUAGUGCUUAAAGCAAUCUCACCACUGGUGAUUCCAACAAUAAAGUUUUUUUGAUUUCUGUU